AUGGAGCUGAGAAAGGACAAGCUUCUCAUGUUUUACUCAGACAGAAAAGAAAACAAAGAAUCCAUAUGGGCAGUGAAUGAUCCAAUGAGCAAAUCAUACAAACUCUCUCUACCUUCAGCACUAAAGCCUGACAACAACAAUCUCUUAGCUGGAAACAGAAUCAGAUACACUGACGCUUCCAAACUCAGCAACAACAACAACAACAAGUCCAAAUCUUGCAAACUCUCAUGGUACAAAACAAUCCUCGAUCCAGGAAGCGAGAUAGUCUUGAAAUGGAACUGGGUCUUCAUCGUCUCCUGCAUGGUCGCUCUCUUCAUCGACCCUCUCUACUUCUUCGUCCCACUCAUCGGAGGAGACUCAUCUUACCCCUGCGCAAGAACCGACACGAGCUUACGUAUCCUCGUCACCUUCUUCAGAACAAUCGCUGAUCUCUUCUACUUGCUCCACAUCUUCAUCAAGUUCCGAACCGGUUUCAUCGCUCCCAACUCGAGCACUAGAGUGUUCGGUAGAGGCGAGCUUGUCAUGGACCCCAAGGCAAUCGCUUGGAGGUAUCUCAAAUCUGACUUCAUCAUCGACCUCAUCGCGACACUACCGCUUCCACAGAUCGUUAUCUGGUUCGCUAUGCCUGCUACAAGAAGUUACCGGUUUGAUCACAACAACAACGAUCUCGCUUUGAUUGUGCUCUUACAAUACAUCCCUAGGUUCUACCUGAUAAUCCCUUUAAGCUCUCAGAUCGUUAAAGCGACCGGAGUUGUUACAAAGACUGCUUGGGCUGGAGCUGCUUAUAACCUCUUGCUAUACAUGUUAGCUAGUCAUGUUCUUGGUGCGGCGUGGUAUAUAUUGUCGUUUGAUAGAUACACAUCUUGCUGGAAGUCAAGAUGCAACAAAGAGUUUGGACGAGUGAAUUGUCAUCUUUAUUACUUGGACUGUGAUUCGAUGUAUGACGCUAAGCAGCUAAGUUGGGCGAAUGUGACGAACGUGUUUAAACUCUGCGAUGCGAGGAGUGGGGAGUUUAAGUAUGGGAUGUUCGAGAAUGCGAUCACGAAGAAGGUUGUGUCUUCCAACUUUAUCGAGAGGUAUUUCUACUGUUUGUGGUGGGGGUUGCAACAGCUUAGUUCUUAUGGACAGAAUCUGUCCACGACCAUGUUCAUCGGAGAAACCACAUUUGCUGUGCUCAUUGCAAUCUUUGGACUUGUCCUCUUUGCACAUCUCAUUGGGAAUAUGCAGACAUAUCUGCAAUCUUUGACUGUCCGGCUUGAGGAAUGGAGGUUGAAGAAGAGAGACACAGAGGAGUGGAUGAGACAUCGCCAACUUCCUGAAGAGUUGAGAAACCGUGUGAGGCGAUAUGAGCAGUACAAGUGGCUUGCCACUAGAGGAGUCGACGAAGAGAUUCUCUUACAAAGCUUACCUACUGAUCUUCGCCGUGACAUUCAACGCCAUCUCUGUUUAGACCUUGUUCGAAGAGUUCCAUUUUUCUCACAAAUGGAUGAUCAGUUGCUAGAUGCGAUAUGCGAGCGUCUGGUUUCUUGUCUGUGUACGGAAGGGACUUACCUUGUACGUGAAGGUGACUUGAUCACGGAGAUGCUCUUUAUCAUCAGAGGGAGACUAGAGAGCUCCACAACGAAUGGAGGCAGGACAGGUUUCUUCAACUCGAUUAUACUAAGGCCUGGAGAUUUCUGCGGGGAAGAGCUUCUUUCUUGGGCUUUGCUUCCUAAGUCAACCUUGAACCUACCGUCUUCCACAAGAACAGUUAGGGCUUUGGUUGAAGUCGAAGCUUUCGCUCUUCGAGCUGAAGAUUUGAAGUUCGUUGCGAAUCAGUUUAGGAGGCUUCACAGCAAGAAGCUUCAGCAUACUUUCAGAUUUUACUCUCACCAUUGGAGGACUUGGGCUGCUUGCUUUAUACAAGCCGCUUGGCGUAGGUACAAGAGAAGAACGAUGGAGAAUCAUCUCACUGCGAUUGAGUCAAAGGAGAGUGAAGAAGAAGAAGAAGAUGAAGGAAAAGAAGUGGAAGAAGAGAGUGUUGGUUCGAGCCCUAGAACAAAGAUGAACAUUGGAGUUAUGGUUUUGGCUUCACGAUUUGCAGCUAAUACAAGACGUGGUGUUGCAGCUCAGAGAGUGAAAGAUGUCGAUUUGCCUCGGUUUAAGAAACCUGAAGAGCCUGAUUUCUCUGCUGAGCCUGAUGAUUGA
Messenger RNA from Microthlaspi erraticum, 2187 nucleotides. NCBI's taxonomy places the organism in Eukaryota, Viridiplantae, Streptophyta, Magnoliopsida, Brassicales, Brassicaceae. The record is from the annotation of a GenBank genome assembly.